Messenger RNA from Naegleria lovaniensis, 2268 nucleotides. RefSeq lists its product as uncharacterized. The transcript is spliced from 2 exons. The record is from RefSeq and is a predicted model, not a curated record. Bases 1 to 2268 code for a protein of 755 amino acids. NCBI's taxonomy places the organism in Eukaryota, Heterolobosea, Eutetramitea, Acrasida, Naegleriidae.
AUGAACCAUGGUGAUCCCGAAGACGAGGUCAUCAUCAAAACUGAAAAUUUAAAACCCUCUUCAACACAAGAUAAAAAUUUGAGGAACGAACGGAACCCGAUAGUACAUCCACCACCACAACAACCAAUUUUUCAACAACGUAGCUCACAUGUGCCUCCAAUUCCUCCGUCGUCCUUUCGUCCAUUCGCUGCACAGCAAGAAAUCGGAUGGAUUGAUACUCCGCUGGAUCAUGACGAUGAUGAGCAACAUCAACAUUUCUUGUUAUCCUCGCACAACGGCGGUAGUACAACUGUAAAUACCAAUCCCUAUGCCAUUCCAUUUUCUUCAAGUCAUUUGAAUCAUUCACGACGAAAUAGAAACAGUCCUAAAAAUAAUUCUAAUACAGAUAAUCAUCAAGUACAUGAUGAUUUUCAAUUAUCUGCAACUCAGCAAUUCAAUUCAAAUUCGAAAUCUUCCUCGUUGUUUACAUCAGUGGGUCUGAGACAACAAGAGGUAAAUAUUGAACAGCAAAACGAAGAGAAUGAAACACUUCAGGUGUCACAUCAGGCUCCAAUUAACAAGUUGAGUGUUAAUUUGUUGGUCCAAAUAUUUUCAUUUCUUUGUGACCAGUUGGAGGAAAAGGAAGAGGACGCUGCAACAGCACAAGAUAUUUACAACGAGGAUGACGACGAUGACGAAAUUGAACUCGAAGAUUCACAAACAUCCCUCGACACAGCCAAAAAUACCAUGUUGAAUGCAUCUCAUUCAUUGGAGGAAUUGGUAAUUGAUGGCGGCUCCAAUAGAUCUUCUUCUGAGAAAACUCGGAUUAAUUCUCCAAAAAAGACACCCAAUAAGAGAGACUCGGCUAAAUAUUAUUCAGAAUUUGGAAUUGAGGAUGAGGAUGAAGAAUUGACAACGGAUUGGAUCAGCUCCGGACUACUCAGCUCAAAGAAAUCUGGUGGAGGUGACGACGAGAAUGUUAUACCACAAGAUAGCGUUAACAAAAUUAGACGGAGCAUUUCAGUUCCAUCUAUAUCCCUUUUAGUGUCGAAAAACUUUACAGACCAUUCAAGAAGUAAGGAUGACAGUUCGAUCACACAAAAAUCAUCGACUAGUGCGGCUGCUCACUCUGAAAAAAAACCAGGCAAACCUGUCACAUGGAAAAGCUUGAAAAAACAAAAUGCCAAAGAGCAAGCCAAACUAAAGAACAGGUGCGAAAGAUUCAUGGUUUCUCACGCCAAAAAGAGGCAUACAUGGAUUCAUUACGGAAAUGCAAAUAUUAGUCUCGUUUGCAAAAAGUGGUAUAUUGCCUCCUGUCAUAACAACGUAUGGGCGCUUUCGUGUGUCAUGCUAUUUCUGCAUUUGACACGUUUUUCUGUUACGUUUAGAAGUUACGACACUGAUGUGUUACAGCGCAUGCUCUCGACAUAUUAUUCAAAACCAAAGCGAACAGAGGAGAUUCGCAAAAAACUACAAGUACUAUGUGAUUAUUUACUGCCCACGAAAAGCGUAUUUAUGGACACAGUCAUUCAUGUGAACAAUAAGCAGUUCAGCGUAGAACAUUUAAAUGCGUUUAGCACCAAGUUGACGCAAGAAUUAUCGAAACGAGCAAGUGUCAUGAGAGAUACGGUACAAGCACUUGACAAACGAAUUACAGACACAGCCAAUACAUGGUCUGAGAAAUUGGAACAUCAUAUUUCUCAAAACAAAAUUUCUAACACUCUACUGGGUCAUGAUAUUCAGACAUCAUCUCCCUUGCAAUACCAAGGUGGAGUGACUCUGGAAGAAGUAUCAUUUGAGUCUGCUCCCACAACUACUGAAAAUGUUAAACCUUUAGAGCACGGUCAAGUGAAUAAUAACCAAGACGAACGUCAUGUCACUGACGAUCGAAUUCUUUCGUCACAAUCACCUCAACAGUACAGUACCACUCCCAAUGAGGAGGGCAAUUUUGAGGUCAUUCCUUCACCAACAGAAAUUGGUAAUGAAAUUAUUGAGAAUCAUAGAAAGAGACGCACACUAUCCAAACGAUUUUCCACCCGCCAUUCCAAAAUUAAUUUCAAAAACAUUAUUGAUGACGAUGGAAUGGAUGACAGCAUUCUUGACCAAACAGCCGAUUUGUUGUCUUCACAGAAAAAUAUGAAAAUAUCUAAGAGAAAAUCAUCAUCAUCCUUCAACCAACUACCAGACGAUGACUUGUCAAAUUUAAACCUUUACUCCAAUCGAUAUCGAUUUUUUAAAGACACAUUCAUUGAAAUGAAAAAAUUCAACAAUUUGAAUUUGAGAGAUUAG